Molecule: messenger RNA, 2139 nt
Organism: Spodoptera litura
Lineage: Eukaryota; Metazoa; Arthropoda; Insecta; Lepidoptera; Noctuidae
Source: RefSeq, a predicted model, not a curated record
CAGCACGAGUGCGUGGAGGCGGCGCCGGCCUGGCGCUGCGCCCCCGCGGCGCCGGACUCCGCGUGCGCGUCGUCGCCGUGCCACAACGGCACGUGCCUGGCGCUGGACUCCGGCCUGUUCCGCUGCCAGUGCCCGCCCGGCAACAACGGGCGUUUUUGUGAAUUGGAUAUAGACGAAUGUGCAAUAAUGCCGAAAAUAUGUAACCACGGAGUAUGCGUUAACGUCCCUGGAUCGUACGAGUGCUAUUGCAGACCCGGCUAUACGGGCGACAGUUGCGAGCAAGACAUCGAUGAGUGCCUGUCGUCGCCGUGCAAGAAUGGCGGCUCCUGCCAGAACCUCGAGAAUAAUUACGAGUGUACCUGCAUGGAAGGCUUCGAAGGCAAGGAUUGCUCCAUCAACAUUAAUGAGUGUGAGAAGAACCCGUGCGCCGCGGGGUCCACAUGCGUGGACGGCGUGGCGAGCUACUCGUGUCUGUGCCAGGACGGACUCACCGGGCCCAACUGCGAGAUAGACAUCGACGACUGCGAGUCGGGCCCGUGCCAGCACGGAGGCAGCUGCGUGGACGGACUCAACAGCUACACGUGCGAGUGCGGCGGCACCGGGUACGCCGGGGACGACUGCGCCGUCAACAUCGACGAGUGCGCGCCGCAGCCCUGCCGCAACGGGGGCACCUGCCUCGACGACGUCAACGACUACCACUGCAACUGCCACCCCGCCUACACCGGCAAGAACUGCGAGGUGGACAUCGACGAGUGCGAGAGCGAGCCGUGCAAGUACGGCGGCGUGUGCCUGCAGCGCUCCAACGCGUCCCUGUACGUGGCGCCGGGGGCCCCGCGCCUGCAGGUGGGCCCGCAGCCGCAGAUGUUGCUGCCGCCCGUCUUCUACCAGCCCUUCUCGCUGGACGCCGCCCACGGGUUCGAGUGCGUGUGCGUGCUGGGCACGACGGGCUCGCGCUGCGAGGUCAACAUCGACGAGUGCGCGUCCUCGCCCUGCGAGAACGGCAAGUGCAUCGACGGCAUCGGCGGCUACACCUGCGACUGCUUCGCCGGGUACGAGGGGGAACACUGCGAGCUCGAGAUCGACGAGUGCCAGAGGUACACGCCGUGCGUUCAAGGUAAAUGCUUCGACGGGCGCGCUUCGUACUAUUGCCUGUGCUCGAAGGGCUGGGGCGGACAGAACUGCUCCGUGGUGCUGGAGGGGUGCCGCGACCAGCCCUGCCGAAACAACGGCACCUGCCAUCCCUGGCUGCACGACGAGACCGAGCAUCGCUUCAACUGCAGCUGCAACCACGGCCACUACGGCACCACCUGCGAGAAGAUCACGACCAUGUCACUGGAGAAGAGCAGCUACGCGGAGGUGAACACGACGCGCGAGGAGGGCUACGACAUCUCGUUCCGGUUCAAGACCACGCUGGCCAACGGCCUGCUGGCCAUGGGCCGCGGCCUCACGUACUUCUUCCUGGAACUGUCCAACGGCAGGCUCAACCUGCACUCCAGCCUGCUCAACAAGUGGGAGGGAGUCUUCAUCGGCUCCAACCUCAACGACAGUCAGUGGCAAAAGGUGUUCGUGACCAUAAACACGACGCACCUGGUGCUGGCGGCCAACGAGGAGCAGACCAUCUACCCCAUCAACCAGAACGAAGCGUUCAACUCGUCGGUGACGUCGUUCCCGUCGACGCGGCUGGGCACGUACGGGUCGUCGUACGCCACGCUGACGCACGGGCCCAACUUCUUCGUGGGCUGCUUCCAGGACGUCGUCGUCAACGGCCAGUGGCUGCUGCCCGAGGACGCGGAGCCGGGCGAGGCGGGCCCGGGCGAGGCGGGCCCGGGCGAGGCGGGCCCGGGCGAGCCCACGGGCCACAUCUUCUACCUGGGCUCGCUGGCGCGCCUGGGCCACGCCGACGAGACGCAGGUGGGCGCCUCGCUGGACGGCGGCGAGCUGCUGGUCCACCUGCGCUUCAACCAGACGCCCGAGAACUACACCGUCGGCGGCACGCGCCUCGACAACGGAUACCUGCACCUCAUCGAGGUUGUACGGAACUCCACGCUGGUGCAGGUGAAGCUCAACGGUACCGAAUACUUCCGCAAGUCCAUCUCCGCCGCCAAGCAGAUCGAUGCACAGCAAAAUGAGUGCAAAUAA